AGCACGCGCUUUGCGGCGUCACAAGUCGCGGUGUUUGAAUUUAGCACCAACCAGCUGUGGUCUGCACUCAGAGCCAAGCCUCUCUGCCACAGACUAAGUGUACUUGGCGGAGCCAGCACAACUAGUUAACAGCCAGCAUAGCCACGAGUAGAGAUAUUUCAAUCGAUCGCUCAACCACUUUUGAUCAUUCCACCUUCCGCCGGCACGCCGCUUACUCACGUAGCCCAGACGUUAAGCAAGCCACCUGAAAACAAAAUCUCAUACUAGCAAUGUCGAGAGUCUCGCAACACUCAUGCGCACUACUAUAACACGAUAGCGGUGACUUCGAUCAGUUUCAGUUUGUUUGUACAACCUGGACAUGGCAGUUAGUCGAUGAGUGAGUGGCGCUGAAGCCAGUAACGCGCAAUAUUUUAAUACGACACAAGCCAAAAAUAAAUUCCAAAUAAAAGUGACAAAAGAAUUACUAACGAACACGGGCAUAUGACAUAUUUGUGAUAAAUACCUUCAGUCCGAUUUUUCUUCGGCGUUGAUGAGCUGUGCAUUCGUGUUUCUAGCUUGAUUAAAUACGAUUGAGGUGUGACGAAAAAAACAGUUAUUUUCGCAGCUUCCCGCGAAUUCCGCGCUUUGGCAGUGGCAUUCGCCUCAUCGGUCUGCCGGCUUACGAGUGCGCGCUUGAAAGGAAGUAUUCACACACGCACACAACCACGCUUUUGUAAGCUCACUAACACAUGCGCGCACCUUGAAACAUCGAUGCAAAAAUUUGGUUGUGGAAAAAUUUCACCCGAGCUGAGAUGCGAUUUGAAAAUUUAAGCACAAACUGGCGGCAUGCGUGGAUCUGGCUACGUAAAGUGUAGAGUUUUCUUUAAAAUCUUAUUAUAUAGUUGCUCAUUUCAUGCAUAUUCCUUUAAGGAAUGAAAUUAAUAAGAACAACAAGUGCUUUAACACAAUUAAUCUAGAGUUGGCGGGCGAAUAUAACAGAACUUUGAACUACAAGUAUUUCGACGCAAUAGAGUGUGAAAUUUCGUAAAUUUUAAAGCUCUGACUCGAUUGUGCUCUAUUGUCAGCCACUAAGCAAGCAAGAUUAUGUUUGAAUACUAGAAAGCGAUAAUCGGAUAAUGAAAUAAUAAACAUGUACGCGCUUGAAAUUUUGCUAUUUUAUGUUUUCUCUGCUUUAGUGUUUUGGUGUUGGAAGUUAAGUUAAUAUUAUUUAUGUGUGUGUGUGUGCAAGAUGAUGAAUUUAUAAGAAAGAAAAAUAUUCUAAAUAUUUUAUUAAAAUUUAAGCAAAAUAAGACAAAAAUAUUAUAUAUAAUAAAUAUUAUUCGCCAAAAACAUCUAAUAAUAUGUAUGUAAAUAUAUUGUAUAUAAUACAUAAUACGUGUUCAGUGUGGCAAAAAUAUGAUUAAGCUGGUUAAAGAAUGAAGUUUCACAUUUGUGCUAAUGGGAAAAGUAAUUACAACUAAUAACAGCUACUUUAUGGAAAUACAAUUAAAUAUUGUAUAAUUUUUUUUGUACUUCUUCAAGUUUAUCGAAAUUUUCGAAGAAGCUCUUAGUGUUUUUAAUUUUGUGUAAGUUUUCGGAACUUUUAAGUUUUUGUACAAUAAAUAUUUGAGGAAUCUGUCUUUAUGGGAAAGUGUAAAACGCAAACUUGAGGCAUGCCCAGGAGAUUUUGUUUUGUGAAAAAUUCCCAGAAAAUUUGGAAAUUUCCUGAAAUGUCAUUUAAAUUAUUUUUUGGAUUUGGUUGAAAUGUGAAAGGCUUUUGACUUUAAGCACAGCCAUUUAUUGUGCAAUAAACACUGAUAUUUUUAAGUACUUAACUCGAUUAUUGUAUCUUCUGUCAUUGUACGCAAUAAAUCUUUAUUACAUUAUCAUUAAUUAAUCCUCUUUUGCUGAAACAUUUUGAUUUUCUGUUUAUCUUGGAUAAGCCAACUUAAAUUUUCAAAUCUGUUUCAACUUAAAUUUUCAAAACUGAUUUAAAAGUCGUGCUCAGCAACAAAACAUUUAGAAACAAAGUUUUGUUUACACAGAGAGAGCCUCGAAACCCCCAAAAACUCAAUCCUCAAACAAAAAAUCUUGAAUAUAAAAAAAUUGCCAAACUCAAAAAGUAACAGUGCAUAAAGGAGUGUGACGCGAAAGAACUAUGGACACCCUGAUGUAGGAUCGACCAGGAUUAUUCCAUUGAAGCGCGGCCGAAGACCGGUGCAAUUCAAAUCGAUACCGCCAAAUUUAAUGGUACGAUGGCGCAACAAUAAUGCGGACGCCAUGAUAGAGGCCCAAUAUCCGACACCCGGUGAAUUCGAGUAUAUGGAGUGCGGACCCUCGCCGCCAGCCGAAAGUGCACCCAGUAUGUAUGAUAGCUUCGAGGAGCCUACCAGCGAGCUAAGCGUACAAAUUUGCAACGACACUCUGCGCAUCAGUCUAAUCGACCAGAUGAAGAGCGCCGCAGGACGGGUGCGUUUCCUAGAGGAUAUUGAACAGGGCAACGUGAUUAAAGAUAACACCAAAGCACAUUUCGAAUCAGCAUCGAAAAUCGAAAAGAAUCUCAGCUACUUAUGGGCAGCGUUCUUGAAACGCUGGGACUUACUGCAAAGUUUCCUAGACAUUGGCGCUGAAUUGAAUUUCUGUGAUCAAAAUGGCAUUUCGGCUUUGCAUUUGGGCGCCUUCAGUGGCUGCUUAUCGACAUUAAGUUUCCUAGUCGGCCAGUCUAUGAAUGUGAACCUACAACCAAAAUGUUAUACGCCGCUACAUUGCGCGGCUUUCGGCAAUUCCGCCGAAGCGGCUAAGUUUCUAAUCAAUAAUGGUGCACUUAUCACCAUCGACACAAACAAACCCAACUGUGAAGAGAGUCUACUGCACUGUUCUGUGCGCGCCAAUGCACUCGAAUGCGUGAAACUGUUCAUUGUAGAGGGCGCAGACGUAAAUUCUUUGAAACCAAAUGGCACGAAUGCGAUACACCUGGCUGCAGAUUUGGGCAACGCGCAGUGUUUGGAGGCGCUGUUGAGUGCACCUGGUGCCGAUGCCAAUGUGCGGAUAUGCAUACGGGAAAAGGAGUCGACAGCGUUGCAUUUGGCCGCGGAUGAGGGCAAUGUUGAAUGUGUCGACCUACUACUGGCAAAGGGUGCUGAUGCGAAAUUGAAGAAUCAUCGCGGCUUCACAGCCUUGCAUUUAGCAGCGCGCACCUCUAGCCUUGAAUGUGUGGAAUCCCUGUUGCGUAACGGUAAUGCCGAUCCCAAUGCCGAAGACUUCGAUCAUCGUACACCAUUGCACGCGGCGAUAGGCAAAUCGGAGAAUGCCUUUGAUAUACUCGAGACACUAAUACAAUGGGGAGCCAAUGUGAAUCAUAAAGAUAUUUAUGGUUUCACCGCCUUACAUUUAGCCGCGCUCGACGGCUUGGCGCAAUCCGUAGAAAUGCUGAUCUUUCACGGCGCGGAUGUGACAACGAAAUCAAAAAAGGGCACUUCAGCGUUGAAUGUCAUCACGCGUAAGACGCCCGCUUCGGUGGCGAUGAUACGCCAAAAACUGGAUGCCGCCAUUACACUGCACCACUCACAGGACCCUGUCAACCGCGAGGUAGAGUUAGAACUUGACUUUCGGCAGUUAUUGCAGCAUUGUCAUCCACGUGAGAUAAGUUAUCUCAAUACAUUUGUGGAUGAAGGCCAGAAGGAAAUACUCGAGCAUCCAUUGUGCUCCUCGUUUUUGUACAUCAAAUGGGGUAAAAUACGUAAAUACUAUAUUGGUCGGCUUAUCUUCUGUUUCACUUUCGUGCUCUUCCUCACAUUAUACGUACUCACAGCACUCGCACACAAUUGCUAUAACGGCAGCAAGGACGACAACACGACCAUUCAGGCCAAAGAGCUUUGCCAAAAGCAGUCCAUACUCGGCGAUAUGCUGCGCAAUAAUCCCUUCGUCAUGGAAAUGCAAUGGUGGGUAUUGGUCGCUAUCACAAUCGUUGAGAUAUUUCGCAAGCUAUACGGUAUAACGGGUUAUUCAACAUUCAAACACUAUGUGACACAGGUGGAAAAUAUAAUGGAAUGGUUCGUCAUAACUAGCGUCUUUAUCAUCUCCUACAUAUACACGAACAAGACAUAUACCUUUCAGAACCACAUAGGCGCAUUUGCGGUUCUAUUGGGUUGGACAAAUCUGAUGUUGAUGAUUGGUCAAUUACCAGUCUUCGAUGUCUAUGUGGCGAUGUACACACGUGUACAAGGUGAAUUCGCAAAACUUUUCAUGGCUUACUCGUGCAUGCUGAUCGGUUUCACGAUCAGUUUUUGUGUGAUUUUUCCCUCAUCUUCUUCAUUCGCUAACCCCUUCAUGGGAUUCAUCACUGUUCUAGUAAUGAUGAUCGGCGAACAAGAUCUUUCAUUGUUGAUCAACGAUCCCGACGGCAAGGACCCGCCAUUCUUAUUGGAAGUGAGCGCCCAGAUAACAUUUGUGCUAUUCCUGCUCUUCGUGACAAUCAUACUGAUGAACUUAUUGGUCGGCAUAGCCGUGCAUGACAUACAGGGCUUAAAGAAGACCGCAGGCCUCUCGAAACUGGUGCGCCAAACUAAACUCAUAUCGUACAUAGAGUCCGCACUCUUUAACGGUUAUCUACCACCUUGGCUACGCAAUCUCCUACACUAUACGGCACUUGUCUCGCCGCAGGCCUACCGCGUCGUGUUGUGCGUAAAACCGCUGAAUCCCAGCGAAAAGCGUUUACCACGCGAAAUACUAAUGAAGGCGUACGAAGUGGGAAAAAUGCGAAAACAUUUCGGACAUACAAUUUCGGCGAAAGGAACAGCCGCGACUUAUUUGCAAUACAAAAAUAAAUAUAAUGACAAUCAAACGCAAAACUAUUCAAUGGAUGACUUGGAAACGGCACAUUUUAACACGCUAACGACGAAAAUCGACGAAAAUACAGAACGCAUUGAAUUCCUUACGCAGGAAAUUCAGGAACUGAAGCAAGCGCUCAUCACACAACAGCAGCAGGCGAGCAAAGUGAUCGAUAAACUAUUGAUUGUGAUUUCAAAUCAGCAAAAGAAUAAUUUAAGGAAAUAAUUAAAAGUGACAACAUAAGCGGAUUUCAAAUAAAAUGGAAUAUUGUUUAGUUAUUAUAUUAUUAUUAACAAUAUAUAAUAUAUAUAUAUAUAUAUAUAUCUGUAUGUUUGUACAUUUUUUUAUUAUUAUUUGUUAUUUAUUUAGUGCAGAGAAGACCGGAGUGGGCGAGCGCGGACAGAAACCAGCAUUAAGUUAUGCCAUCUAUACAAUUAGAUAAUCUAGGCAUGGCUAUAUAAAGUAGUUAGCAUUAUUAAUAAUCAUUAAUAUAACAUACGAGUAUUUAUAAUAUUUUUACUUUUACACAGUACAAACUUAUGUACUGUGUAUAUUAUGUAAAAUUUUGUUUCGGAACUUUUCGGCAAAAAAAAACGCAAUUUGGCAAUUUUAUUUUGUAGAACUCUAAUAAGGCAUACGUAGAUGAAAAACCAAAGCAGUAUUGAAUAAAACGUUUGAAAUCUGUUUUCCUUUAUUA
Messenger RNA from Bactrocera oleae (olive fruit fly), 5506 nucleotides. NCBI's taxonomy places the organism in Eukaryota, Metazoa, Arthropoda, Insecta, Diptera, Tephritidae. The record is from RefSeq and is a predicted model, not a curated record.